AUGGAGAUCGAUACAGGGUAUAAGGACUUGUUCAGCAGCGGCCUCGGUCGCUUUACGGGCGGUCAGGCGACGCUGCGCGUGCGGGAGGGGGCGACGCCGGUGUUUCACCGAGCGCGGCCACUGCCGUACGCGCUACGCGAGCGCGUCGACGCCGAGCUGGACCGCAUGCUGCGCGACGGCGUCAUCGAGCCCGUCGACUGCUCCGACUGGGCCUCACCGCUGGUGCCGGUAAACAAGGCGGACGGCUCCUUGAGAGGUAUUCCACACGUAGAGGUAUUUUUAGAUGACGUAAUAAUAGGCGGCAAAAGUAUGCAAGAGCACUUAGAAGCUCUGCAGGAGGUUUUCGAAAGACUUCAGAAAGCGGGGCUGAAAUUAAAAUCUAGUAAAUGUGUUUUUUUGGGAACGGACUGGUAUUGGUCCGGAGAAUGCGAAAGGUCAUUUUUGCAAAUUAAGGAGACAUUAGGAAGCGUGGACACCCUAGUCCAUUACGACCCGAGCAAGCGGCUCAUAGUGACGUGCGAUGCUAGUGGGCGGGGCGUCGGCGGCGUGCUGACGCAGAUCGACGCCGGCGGCGGUGGCGAGCGGCCGGUUGCGUUCCACCAAUAUUUAUACGGGCGGCAUUUUACGUUGCGUACGGACCAUAAGCCUUUGGUGUCCAUUUUCGGGCCACACACCGGCAUCCCGACUAUGGUAGCAAGUCGUAUGCAACGGUGGGCUAUUAUUCUUUCUGCUUACUCGUUUGACAUCGAAUACGUAUGUACCAACGAAAACGGCGCGGACGGAUUAUCGCGGUUGCCGAUAGGUAGUAGUUGUAAACAAAGCGAGCCAGCACUGCCAGAGCAAACAUACUUGCAUUGUAUUCAACAGGAUUUAUGUUUAGAUUACAACGAGAUCAAACGCGAGACGGUUAGGGAUCCAUUACUAGCCAGGGUAUUGCGUUACAUUCGGGACGGUUGGCCCGAGCAUUGUGAAGUAGAAAAUAUGAAACCAUACUGGAAUAGACGAACUGAGCUGUACGAGGAGUUAGGUUGUGUUAUGUGGGGCCACCGAUUGGUGGUGCCCGAACAAUGUAAAGGUAAAAUUUUAAAAAUCAUUCACGAACCACACAUGGGCAUAGUAAAGUCGAAGGCACUCGCGCGUAGCUACGUGUGGUGGGCGGGCCUGGAUGAGGCGGUGGAGCGAACGUGCCGGGAGUGCGCGGCGUGCGCGGCGCAGGCGGACUCGCCGCCGCGACAGACCCCGCGCAUGUGGCCUUGGCCCGCGCGGCCCUGGUCCCGGCUUCACCUCGAUUUUUUGGGACCUAUCGCCGGGAAAACUUACCUAGUGGUCGUGGAUGCGACAUCAAAGUGGUUAGAGAUUUUUAAUAUGUCGGGCAUCUCCGCAAGCUACUUAAUUGAUCGUUUAAACGAGUUAUUUAGCAGAUUUGGCAUACCGCGGCAAAUCGUAACUGAUAAUGGGGCGCAAUUCACCUCAAAAGAGUUCGAGUAUUUUAAUAAGUUUAAUGGCAUCGAGCACGUAUUCACGGCCCCGUAUCAUCCGGCGUCGAACGGGUUAGCAGAAAACGCCGUUAAAACCCUUAAACGCGUUAUUAAAAAGGCGAUACAAGAAAAGCAGAACAUAAAUAGAGCUUUGUGGUCUUUCCUACUAUAUUAUAGAAAUGUGGAACACUCUACGACCGGCGAGAGCCCAGCUAUGCUCCUGCUCGGCAGACGGGUUAGGACGCGUUUGGACGCUAUCAAACCAGAUAGGGAAGGUCACGUACGGCGGGCACAACAGCGUCAGCAGGAGGCGGCCACCGGCGCUAAUAGAAAUCUCGAUAGGUCGGACGAGGUUUGGUACCGGCAGUACCUCAAGGGAGAAAAGUGGAUUCCGGGUCAAAUAGUAGAGGUUUUGGGGUCUAGUAGUUACAAGAUAAAAGGUACAGGUGGGGAGGUGGUGCACAGGCACAUAGACCAGCUGCGGAAACGACCUAGCGAGGGCAGGUUAUCGCUUGCCUCUGCCACGCCUAGGUUAAGCAAUCGGGUAGACGAAGCGAACUCUCAAGGCUCAGAUCCCGGUGGCGCGGGAUCGGAGGAGGACAAGUCGGAGGUGUCGGCGGGAGCGGGGACGCCGCGCGCGGUCGAGCCGCCGGCGUCGCAGCCGCAGCCCGCUCCGGCUUCACCGGGCGGGGAACACUUAUUAUCUCCUACCAAUAUAGGGAGGGGUCGCCCCAUUAGGCAGUGUAGGUUAAAUAGGCCUAAGUAG
This is a messenger RNA of Papilio polytes (common Mormon), 2244 nucleotides long. RefSeq lists its product as uncharacterized. Gene Ontology annotation, molecular function: nucleic acid binding. The transcript has 5 exons. Gene Ontology annotation, biological process: DNA integration. The coding region runs from base 1 to 2244 and encodes 747 amino acids. NCBI's taxonomy places the organism in Eukaryota, Metazoa, Arthropoda, Insecta, Lepidoptera, Papilionidae. The record is from RefSeq and is a predicted model, not a curated record.